UUCCUGCUUGUUCACGCUUGUGUCUACUCAUACCUACUGCACCUAUUAUCACUCUUUCGCCGUCACCUGAGUCAGGCUAUACCCCAACUCAAUAUGACCAACCUAUCAUUUCGUGAGCAGGGCAAUGAGCGCUUCAAAGCCGGCGAAUACAAAGAGGCCGAAGAGCUAUACAGUAGAGCCAUCGCUGAACACUCUCGAUCCGACCCGAAAGUCUUCGCCAACCGAGCCCUUACACGACUGAAGUUACAGGAUUGGCAAGGCGCCGAAUCUGAUGCCAGGAAGGCGAUCGAACUGUAUGGCCCCAAGAACGGAGCAGCUGCCAUGAAAUCCCACUACUACCUCGCACAAGCACUCCUUCCACAACGGCACGUGGGUGAGGCUCUUGACGAAGCAAAGCAUGCCUAUGCUACGUGUCUUGAGACCAAAGACUCCAGCGCCGAACUUAUCGGCCAGUUCAUACUAAAGGCGAAACAAGCGCAAUGGCAAGCGAAGGAGACUUCACGGUUAAGAGAGUUGAACGACACACUGGCACUCGUGGAGGAUCUUCUGAACCAGCAGUUGGAUCGUGAUCUGAAGGACGUCGAAGAUCGAUUCGAAAGACAAGAGAUCGGCGAGACAGGAAGGCGUGAGGAGAUUCAAGGACUGGCAGACGAGGCGGAAACAAGGCGAGGGAAUAUCCGAAUGGCCUUUCAGCAUUCUGCUGAACCAGACACGGUCGAGAGGGUCGUACCGGACUGGAUGAUUGAUCCUAUCACGUUCGAAGUCAUGCACGACCCAGUCAUUACACCUACCGGUGUCUCUUUCGAACGGACAAGUCUUCUCAAGCACAUCAAGGUUCAUGCUUGUGAUCCGCUGACAAGGCUUCCUCUGAAGUCGGAACAGUUGGUUCCUAAUGUUGCAUUGAAGAACGCCUGUUCAGAGUUUCUGGACAAGAACGGUUGGGCCGUGGAUUGGUAAGCUGAUAUACAGGUGAUCGCCUUCUACACCUAGCGAUGAUGAGCAUUUUUGCGAGCAACGACGUUAAAAAGGACCUGAACUUUUGCAUGGUCAGCGCCGUAGGCAAGGCUCUCGGUACUGGCUUGCCCUAAUGGUUCACAUUGGCUAUACAGGCGACAUUG
Molecule: messenger RNA, 1118 nt
Organism: Exophiala viscosa
Lineage: Eukaryota; Fungi; Ascomycota; Eurotiomycetes; Chaetothyriales; Herpotrichiellaceae
Product: STIP1 and U-box containing protein 1
Exons: 3
Coding region: 94-957 (287 amino acids)
Biological process (GO): proteasome-mediated ubiquitin-dependent protein catabolic process; protein polyubiquitination; protein quality control for misfolded or incompletely synthesized proteins
Cellular component (GO): cytoplasm
Molecular function (GO): protein-folding chaperone binding; ubiquitin protein ligase activity
Source: RefSeq, a predicted model, not a curated record